Molecule: messenger RNA, 1332 nt
Organism: Toxoplasma gondii ME49
Lineage: Eukaryota; Apicomplexa; Conoidasida; Eucoccidiorida; Sarcocystidae
Gene: SRS26A
Product: SAG-related sequence SRS26A
Exons: 1
Cellular component (GO): membrane
Source: RefSeq, a predicted model, not a curated record
AUGGUGUGCAGCAGGCAUUCACUUCUGGUCUUCGUGGCCGCUGGCGUUUGGCUUGCAACGAGCUGUACGGCUGCAUCGAAAGGACUCUCCGCAGCUAUAAAACGGUAUCCGGGCAUGCACGUUACAUUCGCUGCCGGACUGGAAGGCAAAACGUGCACCGAUACCAAGGGAGAAAUUACGGUACAGGUCGCGGCUGACGAAACUGAAGCAACGUUCAAAUGUGGCGGUACUGUUACUGCUCUAUACCCGGCAGAUUGUAACGGCGACGUAUGCCCCAACACGGAAUUAGCACGUAGAGGGGAUCAGAAAGUACAACGGAUUUGUGAAGACGCCGAAUGCGGAAAAAUAAAGGCUUUAAACGAUGUUUUCCCCGGUGCAACGAGAGACGAUAGUACUGGUGAGCACGUGCACGUCCUGAAGUUCCCCAAGGAGGAUCGGCCACAGAAAGACGUGUGGUACCAGUGCAGAACUCCACAGAGAACCAACCCUUGCAAAGUGAAAAUCAGCGUUGCAGCGGCUCUCAAGGACCCGCCCGCGGGCCAAAUCUGCUCCCAGGAUAAUUCCAGGGUCACAAUAGAAGUUGGAAAAGACACAACAGAAGCUAGGUUCAAGUGCGGUGACACACUAACCACGCUAGACCCGGAAGACUGCUCCGGCGACUCGUGCCAGGAGGAAGUUGCACACGACAACGAUGAGCCAGUAUCGAUGAUAUAUGAAGACGAGAGUUGCAGUACAGCUAAGCACUUAGACCAAGUAUUCCCAGGCGCCACGCGUCACGACGAUGCCACAAACCACGUUUACAAGCUGACGAUUCCAAAGGAAGGAAGGACGACAAAGGCCGCUUGGUAUCAGUGCAAAGGGUCAGAACGGAACGGUAACACCCUUUGCAAAGUCAAAAUCAACGUCACCGCCGCUCUGCCGACGCCGCCCACUCCAGAGGCGAAGAACAAAUGCACCGCCGCCGUCGAGGAACUGAAUCUCAGUGCGUCGCCUCAGUUGCCUCUCACAUUCGUGUGCCCGCACGACCUUCCUCUAAAGCCUAGUGAAACGAGGGUGUACGACAACCGCGACGGUCAAUGCACGAACGAAGUGGACCUCUCUAGUCUCGUAGAUGCGACUCUCUCUGGCACAACUCAGGUGGAUACGUUGGCACCGGGAGAUACCACGUAUACAUUGACUGUGAGGAGGCUUCCGCCAGAGAGGGCACUGCUCUGCUAUAGGUGCUCGGGUCGAAGUGCCUUUUCGGAGUCUUUCAGAAAGGCUAGAGGUCCUGGUGGCGAAAAAGAUUGUUUGGUGAAAAGUACGAUCGAAGCAGACCCUACAUCAACGAAU